Tarenaya hassleriana is the source of this 1095-nucleotide messenger RNA. RefSeq names its product putative ER lumen protein-retaining receptor C28H8.4. Gene Ontology annotation, molecular function: ER lumen protein retrieval receptor activity. The transcript has 6 exons. NCBI's taxonomy places the organism in Eukaryota, Viridiplantae, Streptophyta, Magnoliopsida, Brassicales, Cleomaceae. The record is from RefSeq and is a predicted model, not a curated record. The coding region runs from base 139 to 957 and encodes 272 amino acids. Gene Ontology annotation, biological process: protein retention in ER lumen. Gene Ontology annotation, cellular component: membrane.
CAGCAACGCAUCAAAAAAUGCUCCGACACAUGCACACAUAGACAGAGAGAGCGAGAGAGAGAGAGAGGGGUUUUUACCACCGUCGGUUUCGUCGUUUCUCUCUCUAGAAAUCGAAGAAGAAGGAGAAGAAGAAGGACAAUGGGGAAGAGAAGAGGAGUAUCAGCAGUGAACGUGCUUUUCGCAUGGCAGAAAAGGUUGUCGAAAAAGGUUAAGACAGCUCUAGGAAUCAUCCUGUCUCUGCUCCUUGUCGUGUCUCUGAGAUUCACAGUGAAGAAUCACAACCACUUCUUCGUCGCCUCCGAAUCCAUUCACGCCGCCGGAAUCUUUGUUCUGAUCUAUAAACUCACCCGCCAAAAGACCUGCUCCGGUCUUUCUUUGAAGUCUCAAGAGGUCACUGCAAUAUUUCUUGCUGUGAGGUUGAUGUGCAGUCUAACCAUGGAAGGAGACAUCCAUACAUUUCUCGAUUUCGCCACCUUUGUAUCGACUCUAUGGGUUAUUUAUAUGAUUCGGUAUAAGCUCAACUCGUCCUACGUCAAGGAGCUCGACAAUUUCCCCAUCUACUAUCUGGUUGUGCCAUCUGCUAUCCUCGCAUUUCUUAUCAAUCCUACUGCUCCGUAUCAUUACAUCGUUCGUGUCAUGUGGGCGUUCUGCGUUUACUCAGAAUCCGUCUCUGUUUUGCCUCAGCUUCGUUUGAUGCAAAAUGCCAAGAUGAUAGAGCCAUUCACAGCUCACUAUGUAUUCGCCCUUGGGAUCGCCAGGUUCUUGGCAUGUGCUCAUUGGCUUAUCCGGGUCUACGAGACGAGAGGACGCUACCUAUGGCUUAUCGGGGCGGGUUACUUUUGGUUUCCGGCCGCUCUGUUAUCCGAGGUCGUCCAGACGUUCAUCCUCGCCGACUUCUGUUACUACUAUGUCAAAAGUGCCAUGGAAGGACAGCUUGUCCUGAAGAUGCCGGUUUAGAUGAACAAUGAGUGUUGUUUUUCUCUUCUCUUUGUUAUGAGCUGCAACACAAACUAACUGUUGAAAAAAAAAAAUUAGCGACUUGCUUAGUUUUCUGUCAAAUCUUUUUUCCUUGAUAAUUUAAAAGUUAAAAAACCA